Molecule: messenger RNA, 6477 nt
Organism: Heterocephalus glaber (naked mole-rat)
Lineage: Eukaryota; Metazoa; Chordata; Mammalia; Rodentia; Bathyergidae
Gene: Neurl1b
Product: neuralized E3 ubiquitin protein ligase 1B
Biological process (GO): ubiquitin-dependent endocytosis
Cellular component (GO): early endosome
Molecular function (GO): ubiquitin protein ligase activity
Source: RefSeq, a predicted model, not a curated record
CCUCCCUCCCGGCGCCCGCCCAGCUGCCGCCCGCCGGCUCGCCCGUGCAGCGGCAAUGCCCGGGAGCCCGGCUCCGGCCCCGGCCCCGGUCCCCAGCCCGCCGAGGAAUUAGCCUCCGCGCACCGCGAGCGCGCCGCACAGACCUCGCACCCGAAGCAAGGAUGGGCAACACGGUGCACAGGACCUUGCCAGACCCGAGUCCCCCCACACGCCUCCUGGCCACCCGUCCCUGCUGUGGCCCCGGCCCCGAGCGGCGCCCAGUUCUGGGUGAGGCACCGCGCUUCCACACGCAGGCCAAGGGCAAGAAUGUGCGGCUGGACGGCCACUCACGCCGGGCCACGCGGCGCAAUAGCUUCUGCAACGGUGUCACGUUCACACAGCGGCCCAUCCGCCUAUAUGAGCAGGUGAGGCUGCGCCUGGUGGCCGUGCGCCCCGGCUGGAGUGGCGCGCUGCGCUUUGGCUUCACGGCGCACGACCCGUCGCUCAUGAGCGCCCAGGACAUCCCCAAGUACGCCUGCCCUGACCUGGUCACACGGCCCGGCUACUGGGCCAAGGCGCUGCCUGAGAACCUGGCGCUGCGCGACACGGUGCUGGCCUACUGGGCCGACCGCCAUGGCCGCGUCUUCUACAGCGUCAAUGACGGCGAGCCUGUGCUCUUCCACUGCGGAGUGGCCGUGGGCGGCCCGCUCUGGGCUCUCAUCGACGUCUAUGGCAUCACCGAUGAGGUGCAGCUCCUUGAGAGCGCCUUCGCCGACACGCUGCCGCCCGCGCGCCUCAGCCAGGCCCGCUUCAGCGCCUGUCUGCCGCCCAGCAGCCACGACGCGGCCAACUUCGACAACAACGAGCUCGAGAACAACCAGGUGGUGGCCAAGCUGGGCCACCUGGCGCUGGGCCGCGCGCCGGGCCCGCCGCCCGCCGACGCCGCGGCCGCCGCCAUCCCGUGUGGCCCCCGCGAGCGCCCGCGGCCCGCGUCGUCGCCGGCGCUGCUCGAGGCCGACCUGCGCUUCCACGCGACGCGCGGGCCGGAUGUGAACCUGUCGGCAGACCGCAAAGUGGCCUUCGCGCCGCGGCCCGAAGGCGGUCGCACCCUCGUCUUCUCGGAGCGCCCGCUGCGGCCCGGCGAGAGCCUCUUCGUGGAGGUGGGUCGCCCGGGACUGGCGGCGCCCGGCGCGCUGGCCUUCGGCAUCACGUCGUGCGACCCUGGAGCGCUGCGGCCCGCCGAGCUGCCGGCCGACCCUGACACGCUGCUGGACCGCAAGGAGUACUGGGUGGUGGCGCGCGCCGGGCCCGUGCCCAGCGGCGGCGACGCGCUCAGCUUCACGCUGCGGCCCGGUGGCGACGUGAUGCUGGGCGUCAACGGGCGCCCGCGCGGUCGCCUGCUGUGCGUGGACACCACGCAGGCGCUCUGGGCUUUCUUCGCCUUGCGCGGUGGCGCGGCCGGCCAGCUUCGCCUCCUCGGUACCCUGCAGUCCAGUCCCACAACUACAACUCCGUCAGGCUCCUUCAGCGGCUCCCAGGACGAUAGCGAUUCAGAUAUGACUUUCAGUGUCAACCAGUCCUCCUCGGCGUCAGAGUCAUCCUUGGUGACGGCCCCCAGCUCCCCACUGAGCCCCCCGGUAUCCCCAGCAUUCUCCCCACCAGAGCCAGCGGUCAGCAAGAAUGGCGAGUGCACGGUGUGCUUUGACAGCGAGGUGGACACUGUCAUCUACACGUGUGGACACAUGUGCCUGUGCCACAGCUGUGGCCUGCGGCUCAAGAGGCAGGCGCGGGCCUGCUGCCCCAUCUGCCGGCGGCCCAUCAAGGAUGUCAUCAAGAUCUACAGGCCCUAGCCUGGCCCUCCAGCCAGCCUUCGGUGCAGCAAGGUCACCUUUCUGAAGCUCCCACUGGGCUGGGCAGCCACCAUAACCACCAGGGAGUCCAAGGGCAGCAGCCAUCUCCCGUCUGCCACUCUCCAGUGGUGGGCAAGGCAUGACAGUUGUAGAGAUGAGGCCCUGGGGGUCUGAGCCCAGGCAAGGGUUGCUUCUGGCUCAAAAGUGCUUUGCCCCCAAAAGGCCAUCCCAAGCAAGCUCAGGAACUGCCUGGUAGAUGCCCUGUCCCUUGGUGACCUUUCAGCUGGGAACCAGCACCCUCUGUUGGUGCAAUGCUUCUUUCUGGGGUUGGGUUGAGUGUGUGAGGGGGGAGGGAGGGGGAGACUGCACAGAGAGAAUGUGAGGAGAGAGCCAGGAAGGCAUGGGUCUUUUACGCAGGGAUGCUGGCUCUGGGAGGUUAUUUAACACUAAGGACUGUGCAGUCCAGAGCCCAAAUGUUAGUGGAACUAGAAACUUCAUUUUCUGGGGCUGGGACGGAAGCUGGUUUUGAAUGUACAUGGCCUGAACCUACACAGCACUCUCUUGGAUGGUAUGGAAAAGAGGCACGGAGAUUUUCUAAGGGAAGGCAAAAAUAACUCAUUGUUUACAGCUCCGAAGCAGCCGCUCUUGGUGGCAGGAAGGUGGGUGGAGAACAUCAGAGACACUCACUUUUUUUGGUUCUUAGUCUGGGAGGAGCGUUUUCAUGGGUGCUAAGGCUGGGCACUCUGGGCUGUGGCAUCUUUUCACCCUUUACCCUCAAACAGCGUAAUAAGCACAUUGCACCUUGACUCAGUCCCUGGAUGCUUUCAAACUUUGUUAACACCCUGGCCUUCUCCAAGGAGAAGACUGGAGGAGGCACUUUUGUCCUGGGGAGAGGGAGGACCUUAGAGGCAGGUGACUCAAAUGGAACUUGGAAAUGCCACCACAGAGUACAGACAGCUGUCCGUAUUUCCGGGGGUGGCCCCUGGGCCUGGCACUAAGGGGCUGUGGCAUUCCCAGGGCCAGAGGCUGCCAGUGGAAGCAAGAGGGGAACCAGACUUUGAUGGUCCUUGCUCUGAUUCUCAGCACUUCCCUGUUGACUAGUAAAGUGUGGACUGAGGAGUGAGUUAAAUAAUCAUUGAGAUAUUAACUGACAGUGCUGACUUUGGGAUUCUUCCCCUUCCGAGAUCUGCUUGCUUGUGCUUCCCAUGACCCUGGCCCUGACCGCCUGGGCCCUCACCCAGCCCAUCUCUGCAGACCCCGUCUCUGCAAGACAUGGGGCUCAUGGGCUGACCCAGGCCUGCUCCUCGUUUCCUGCCCCAGUCUGGGCUCCCCCUCUGUCCUGUUCCAAGCUAUACCUUUGGGGGAGUUCCUUGGUCUUUCUGUUUCUGGGUUCCUAAUUAUCAGUCAAACACCUGACUCCUCCUCUAUCAGCUCUUAGGAGAAGGGGCCCAGCAUUCUAAAAAGUUUGAGCUAGGUUGCAAAGAGCAAUUAGCUUCUUUCUUUUUUUUUUUUUGGUACUGGGGAUCGAACUCAGGACCUUGUGCUUGCCAGGCAGGCGCGGUGCCACUGAGCUAAAUUCCCAGUCCAAUUAGCAUUUUUCUUACAGCUCCUAAUCACUUCAUCUCUUGCUGAGAGAGAGAGAGAGAGAGAGAGAGAGAGAGAGAGACAGAGACAGAGAGACAGAGACAGAGAGAGAGAAGAAAAAUGUUCAGGGAAUUUUUUCGUUCACUUAACAACCCCUUGCUGGGAGCCAGGCUAGGCUGGGCCUCCUGAGAUCCAGUUCCAGAAGACCAGCCCCCCACCCCCACCCUAAUCUGGAGGUCCUGGGCCAAGCGCUUUUUCUCUGGCUAGGAGUGGUUCUGGUUUUCUGACCUGAUCUGGACUUCAGAAACACUACUGUCUUGCCCAGCCAGACGCCCUGAUCUCUGACUUUCCCCUAAUGAAUCUGCCCAAAUUUUACCUUUGCAGCAGAAUCUUUUGAGGAGCUACUAGAACCCCAAUGUUUGCCAUGGUAAGAAUUUAAGAAUCAGGCAGCCCUGGGUGCCCAGCUGAAUUUGUUCAGCAGGACUUUUCCGUUUCCCUGUGUGCUGGGUGGUGUGGCCAGAGCCACCAGAGGCUCCGUCCCCCAACCGGAUUGAGACAGUCACAAAUUCCAAUGGCACCAGUGGCCUGGGAGAGCUGGCUGCCUCCUUCCUGCCCCUUGCCUUUCCCAGCUGACUCCUUGGUUCCAGCAGAGGUCACAUGUAGCCAACCCCGGGAAGCCAGAGCUGAGGGCAGGACCCAGGGUGGACCCGGCCUGCUUCUGGUGACCUGUUACCUGGGAAGAAAGGAGCCACCGGCCUGUUUAACCUGCUCUGCAGCCACUACAAAUAGCCUCCCUGUUUCCCAGAGGAGCUAAGGGGGUGUUUAUGCUCUGCAAACCAGACAUUUCCUGAUACUUAGGGAAUUGGCACGUCUUCUACUAUGCUUUGUCUGGAGAAGGGGUGGGAGAUGGAGGAAAAGGAACGAAGAUGUCUUUUAUUCACACCUACUAUGUGCCUUGGCGCUGAGCUACAGAGGCACCUUCAUGCAUUGGCCCCAGGAAGCCAAUCUUAGUGCCAUAUCAAGCCCCUUCUAAGACGCCUCUGAUAAGAAGACACCAUUUUAUGUACCACUAAGAAACCACUGCCAAUUUUAGCUAAGAUGCCACAACUAUAUAAUCCCUUCCAAUUGGAGGUGUUCAAGUGUGAAGAACUGUGAUUCUUAGAAUCCAGGAAAGAAGAUAUUGUCCCCACUUGACAGGUGAGAGAAUUGAGCUUCUUUAAGUGAAGUAACUUAAGGAUCGCAUAACAGGAAGUGGGUAGGACUGGGAUUCAGGCCUAGGCACAUCUGGCACCAAUCCCGUGCUCCCCACUGCUGGCCCCUGGGCCCCAGAAAGCUCCAGGUGGUCCGUGUUUUCUUCCUUGAAACUUCUGACCCGAGCCUGGGCAUGUGUGCCUAUUGAAGUUUCCAGGCUACAGCCCCUCUGCUGCCUGUACCAUGCAAGGACAAGUGUCCUCCUUUACUGGCUCCUUGCUCACUGCCACAUUCUCCCAGUCAAGCUGAGCAUGGGAGAGCUUGGCUCCAGCCCGGGGUCUUCUGCUACUCAGAAGCGCCCACGAAGGCAGCCUUGUGCAGGGCCCCUAGCCCCCAGCUUACCAGGCUCACUGCCCAUGGUGAGCCCUUUGGGGCUGUAGCGGCCAGGGCUCCACAGGCAGGAUGGGAAAGACCAGGAGACACCACAUUUGUCAUGGUCUUGUCCCUGUCCACUCGGAGCCUCCUGGAAAGCUUGGCUGCCUCCAAGGCAAAUCCAGCCCCCUUUUCUAGUGCAUUCCCGGAACGAGGAGUCUUGGGAUUUAGCCACUGGGGCAGCUGCUCCCUGACCUGCAGCCCCACUUCCUCUGUCAUUUGACAUUGACAAGAACAGGAUAUAUUCUGGGCACAGGGUUGAGAACCGAGACCAAAGGCAAAGCCAAUAAGGAGCUCACAGUCUGGAGGAAAUGGUCAGAUUGCAGCAGAAGCCUGAUUAUCAGUGUUCAGGGGGCUGGUACAAUAAUUCUAGAUGCACAAAGUCGUUCAACAAACACUUGCUAAAUGCCCCUUUGCUAUGAGGUGCAGGGGAUGGAGCAGAAGGACCAUGCCCCAGUUCUGAUGCCAGAGGUAUAACAUUAACAGGGUCCUGAGAUGUGAGGGGCAGAAUGCAUUAGGCUUUCCUGGCCCUUCCAUUGUCUCCUGUCCGUCUAGGUAAGUGCCCAUUGACUGCCUUCCCAGCCAAGAGUCUGCAGCAUGCUUUGCAGAACCUCUUCUGCAUUAGAAAUGGGGGACCCCUGGGAUCUCACAGUCUCCUGCAGGUCAUGCCAGGGGGGAACUGGGGAGAUGCCACCUGCUACUUCCAGGUCCUAGAACUCCCUCCCAAGGCCCAGGAGAACCCCAAGGGAGUCCAUGCCAGCUGAGAAUGUGGUUGUGCAAAGACUUGGUGAACGAGAGGCAAUAACCUCCCACUGCUGGACCCCAUCAAUGCCCCAGUCUGGCAGGGGGACACCAGCUCAGGAACAUGUGGCCUCCUGGUAUUUCUUGGUAUUUAACUGUCUCAUUGUCUUAUCCAAGUCCCUAAUGAAAUGAUUUGUACAACAAUCUGUCUGUGCCUUAUGAAAGUGUCUGUGCACUUUUUAUCCUUUUUAAAAGCAACUUUUUAAAAGUGGACGGGGGACAAGCAGACAUGGUAGGGUUCUGGAAACCUGUGGUUAAUCAUCAAAACCCUCUUGCAUUAUUGUGGAUGUUGGAGUGAUAAAGUGUCCACCCUCAGCCCACUCCCCACAACCUGUGUACAGACCUUUUAAAAUGUCUAUCCCUCUUAUUUUUCUGUUUCAAUACUGUGACCUCUCCAAUACAGUCUAAUCUUUGGGGAACUAUACUAAAGGUUUUAAAACUUGGGGGAGUGGGUUGGAAAGGGUUUGCACUGGUCUUUGUGUAUUGUGCUUUUGUGUGUUGUGUGUUUUGAUUUUUGUCUGUUUUUAUCUGUUUUAUAUUAACAUAAUUUUCCUGUUUGAAAAACAAAUAUAACUUUGGCUUGUUAAAAAAAUAAAGUUUCGGGCCGGGGAUUUAGCUCAGUGGUUUUGCCGCCUGCUGC